Molecule: messenger RNA, 3345 nt
Organism: Megalobrama amblycephala (Wuchang bream)
Lineage: Eukaryota; Metazoa; Chordata; Actinopteri; Cypriniformes; Xenocyprididae
Gene: tagapb
Product: T cell activation RhoGTPase activating protein b
Exons: 14
Coding region: 140-2764 (874 amino acids)
Biological process (GO): signal transduction; regulation of Rho protein signal transduction
Molecular function (GO): GTPase activator activity
Source: RefSeq, a predicted model, not a curated record
CUUCAAACACAAGCAGGGUGCUGAAAACUCCUCUCAAAGGCUCCAGUUUAGGAAAAGUAUCUUCAGAAUAAACAGUGGGAGACUCUGCAAGCGGGCGGUGCUGUUGAAAGGUUGCUCAGAAUGAGAAGGAGAGGAAGUUAUGAUGGCACCUGCUGCCCCCAUACAGCCACACCUGCGGGGUCUGUCUCAGAGGAGACGUUCUGCACCAAACCUGGUGCUGGGAAAGGCUUUAGGAAUGUCUUGGAGCCCAAUAAGGGAGGAAGCUCCAUGUCUGGUGGCAGUGGAUCAGUGUCCCUUUGUGCUGGGAUUAACCAAUGAGAACUCAGAGCUGAUUCUGGAUGAAUGUGCUCAGCUGACCGAAGGACUGAAGACCAGGGAAAGACACCUGUUCCUCCUCAGUGACGCCCUGGUCAUUGCCAAGCUCAAGUCAAAUGCAAGUUACAGACUGAAACACAGAAUUGAUCUAAAGGACCUGUGGGUGUGCAGCUUUGAAAAUGAAGAUGAGGAGGCAGAAGACGAAGAUACAGAUGUUGAUCUAAGGACUUCCUUUGUAUUGGCUUGGUCUGUCUCUCUGUGCCUGGUGUCGUUCUGUUUGCCUGAGCUAAAGGAUCACUGGUUAGAUACUCUACACAGAAAAACUGCAGAGGCAAGAUCGAGUGCAGGCAGCACUUCCCCACCGCCCAGCGUCCUCAUGAAGGUGCUGAGUGGCAAUACCACGAAUAAAACUCUAAGCGGAGUUGGGAUGGACUCUGGCGUAGAGUUGCCUUUUGAUGGCAACGGCAAAAUCUCCACCCUCUCAAAGCAGUUGCAUAACCAGGAGGCACAUGCACAGCAGCCUAUUGAGAAUGGAGGCAAAAGGAACUUUUUCCCAUUUAAGCUGAAGAGAAGCUCUACAAACCCAAGCUUUCCUGCUCAUCCUGAGUCCAGUAUGAAGAACUUGUUGUUUGGACGACAUCUACAAGAUGACACCACACUUCCAAAACCAAUUACUGAAACACUCCUGUUGUUGUUCAGGAAGGGUCCAUUUACUGAGGGUGUUUUCAGAGUCCCAUGUAACAGCAAAAACCUGAAUGCUCUCAGAGAUCAGCUGAACUCUGGGGCCGAGGUAGACAUGGACGCCCUGCCUGUGACACUCUUGGUUGGAUUGUUGAAGAUUUACUUGAGGGAACUCCCUGGAGGCCUUCUAGUGUUUGAGCACUAUGAAAGUUGGAUCAGUGCUGUGGAGAAAGAGAGGACAGAGGAUGCGCAGAGUGAGCUGAGAAGAAUGGCUGAGAAGUUGCCCAAAGCAAAUAGUCUUCUCCUGCAGCACCUGCUGUGCCUGUUUCACCACAUUAGUCAGCGUUCAGAAACCAACAAAAUGGAUGCAAAGAACCUGGCAGUGUGCAUUGCUCCAACCUUGCUGCAUCGUGACAGCCAGCCCCUAGACAGGGAUGAUGUAGAAAAGGUCACAAAACUUAUCCAGUUCCUAAUUGAAAAUUGCUGUGAGGUAUUUGGACAUACUAUCCUGAUGCUUUUUGGGGAUUUCGAGGAACAGGACUCCAUAGACAAGUCAGAUUCAGCCUCCUUGAUGUCCCCCGAUAUAUCCUUCGAUGUCCACCAGCAUGACUCAGCAUAUGACAGCACAGAUCCUGAUGUUGAUUGUGACUGCGUGGAAGCUGAGAGCCAGACUCAAGAGGACAACAUAAUGCCACGUGGGAGCCCAGGCCUAAGCAAGAUGGGACGCUCUGACAUUCAGUCUUGUUCCUCUGACGCUAUUUUUGACGCUUUCACAAAUCCUUUCAAUCGUCGGUGCUCUGAGCCCUCCAUUUUUCCCUCUGCCCCCAUUACGGGUUUAAGAGAACUUGCCCGCAGCCAUGACGAUUUUUCGACAGAAAAGGAAGACUUUGACAACCAACCACUCAAGAAGCAGAACUCAGAUGAUUCCUUCUUGCAUCCCCACCACUGUGAGAACAGAAGAUCCCAGAUGUCUCUCAAGAAAGUGGUUGGGAGUUUGAACACGCCCAUCAGUGUGUCUUCUCCAACAUCUAAGGCUGGUUCCUGCCCAUCAUUUUGUUCCUCAGAUAGCACCUCCUCAAAUCUCUCGGAGCAAUCAACCACCACUUCACCACUGCCAUCCCCUGCAAGCCCUCGCAAAAGCCAGUCUACUAGGCAUUCAUCCUUUAUGAGUAAGUCUAAACAUAACCAUGCCCCAGGAGACCUGGAAGUGAACCGACGGUCCUUCUCAAUGAGGGCCAAAAGCCUUGGAAACUUUACAUUUAACAGAGGCAGUCUGAAAAAAGGGGACUCUCAGAAGGAAGUUGCCUUCCCUUGUGAAACUCUCCAAGAGGACUCACAAAAUGAGACAGAGAACAUUGAUGAGCUUGUUCGCCGUCGACGGCCUCUCUCUGCCAUUGAAGUCUUCCAACAUGUGGAUAGUCGUAUGCCAUGCAGCCCCCCAUCCUAUGAGCAGGCGCUGCAGACCGGAGGACAACCGGCCCCUCCGCAGUACAGGGCCAUGACUGUCCAACACGCCAGAGAGCUGGGCAGGAAAUCUCGUCCCAUAUCCAUGAACGACAACCUAUUGGAUGUUUACAAAGUUAAUGAACCCACAGAACACAUAGAAACAUUCACAGAAAGUGUUCAAUUAGUAGAACCACAGGCAGUUUCAUUCCGGCAGAGGGCAAUGUCUGAGUCAGUAUCCCAGACGAGGCACGACAGAGUGUCCCGCAGGUGUAGUCAGCCUGUAUUUGAGGAGUUCUCCUAUGCAAAGGAAUCUUAUGUGUGAGUGUUUUUUUCUUAAUUGCAAUACUGAACUUUUGCUAUGAUUUAAAGGUGAAGUGUGUAAUUGGUGUGCCACUAGUAUCACCUUGUUAUCAAACAGGUUUCCCUAACACUCCUCCCAUCAGUCACAUAGCCCUGCCCCAAAACAUCAUUGCCUCGUCAGGAUAAUCAACCAAACAGAGCAAUGUUUUGAUAGUGCCACAGUGAAAAUAAACCCAUAAAUGGCUUACUUAUAGUUGACUCUUAAGUUAAGCUGGGAUAGGAGAACUUUUAACAGAAAAACUGCACACUUCAGCUUUAAAAAAAAAAACCUGCAACUGUUAAGCUCAACUGUUUGACUUAGUGACACAUAGAAUUUAAUGUGUUACAGUGAUUUUAUAUGCUAAUUUCUAAUAAUUUUAAACUCUUGCCAGUAUAAAGCUAUGUAAAUAGACAUUUACAACAAUUAAAUUGUAUAAUAUAAUAAAAUAGUUUAUGGUGGUAACAGAAUAAUUUUGAUGUAGUCCCAAUGUACAGCUGUAAAUUACAAGAUUUCUGUAAUAUUGCUACUCUUUAUUUCACUACAAUAAAGAACUUUAGAGGCCA